AGAGAGCUAACUCUGUGACACCCAAAGCAAUAGAUCUACGACCCGUGAGUCGUGACGUAUCACCAACCUGUUAAGCUGCACACAUCACGGCAUCUCUUUGCUAGAGCUGAAAGCACUUGCAAAGCACAGAGAGAGCCUUACUUAGCUCGCACCCACACCGAAUCAUCGCCAUCGCUCACUAUUUCGUCUUGCAACCCAAUCUUUUCGCCUCGUCUCACUCUCACUGCAAUUAGCAGGCCCCUCUCUGCUUGCCCGGUAUCGAUCUGGCGAAGUCGACAGCGACCACCGACCGUCCAUCGGCCAGCAGCUCAUCCGCCGGAGGGAACAGGGCAAAAGCAGGGUCUAUCUAGAGCGAGCAUGGCCGGGUCUUGCUCGUCCCUGUUUCUUGGAGCGGUCGCGGUGGCGCUGGCUCUCGUCCUCCUCGCCGGCGCGCCGCUGGCGCUCGCUGGCGACCCGGACUACCUCCAGGACCUCUGCGUCGCCGACCUCAACUCCGAGGUGAAGGUGAACGGGUUCCCGUGCAAGGCGAACGCGACGGCGGACGACUUCUUCUCCAGCGUCCUCGCCAAGCCCGGCGCCACCAACACCACCUCCGGCUCCGUCGUCACGGGCGCCAACGUCGAGAAGGUGCCGGGGCUCAACACCCUCGGCGUCUCACUCUCCCGCAUCGACUACGCCACGGGGGGGCUCAACCCGCCGCACACGCACCCGCGCGCCACCGAGUUCGUCUUCGUCCUCUACGGCACCCUCGACGUCGGCUUCAUCACCACCGCCAACAAGCUCGUCGCCAAGACCAUCACCAAGGGCGACGUCUUCGCGUUCCCGCGCGGCCUCGUGCACUUCCAGAGGAACGCCGGCGACGAGCCCGCCGCCGUCAUCUCGGCCUUCAACAGCCAGCUCCCCGGCACGCAGUCCAUCGCCAUGACGCUGUUCGGGGCGUCGCCGGAGGUGCCCGACGACGUGCUCGCCAAGGCGUUCCAGAUCGGCGCCGAGGAGGUGGACAAGAUCAAGGCCAAGUUUGCGCCCAAGAAGAGCUAAAUAUUCAUAAAAAAAAUCUGUUUUCUUCACUGAUGUUGCAUCGGUUGGUUCGAUUAUUGUCCUUGGUUUGUUUGUGAUUCCGCAAGUGCGUGCCGUGCAAUCGUCUAGCUCGUGUCUAAUUAAUUUGUGAUCGUCGGUUAAGUGUGACCUGCAGCAGAAUGGAUGAGGUGUCUGUUGUAAUAAUUUGCGGGUGAGAACAUUCUGUUCAUCUUAUCUUUAAUUAAUUAUUAUUAGCCCAAUCAUUCGUGAACCUUAU
This is a messenger RNA of Phragmites australis (common reed), 1294 nucleotides long. RefSeq names its product germin-like protein 5-1. Lineage: Eukaryota; Viridiplantae; Streptophyta; Magnoliopsida; Poales; Poaceae. The record is from RefSeq and is a predicted model, not a curated record. Gene Ontology annotation, cellular component: cell wall; plasmodesma. Bases 358 to 1038 code for a protein of 226 amino acids. Gene Ontology annotation, biological process: regulation of root development; plasmodesmata-mediated intercellular transport. The transcript has 2 exons. Gene Ontology annotation, molecular function: manganese ion binding.